Molecule: messenger RNA, 2092 nt
Organism: Oryctolagus cuniculus (rabbit)
Lineage: Eukaryota; Metazoa; Chordata; Mammalia; Lagomorpha; Leporidae
Source: RefSeq, a predicted model, not a curated record
GUGGACUUGGAGAUCAUGGUGUAUCAAAGAAACGAGGAGCCCUCUACCAGCUUAUAGACAGGAUCAGAAGAAUCGGCUCUGGCUUGGAGCAAAACAGCACAGUUAAGGGAAAAGUACCUCAAAAAUUCUCAGGGCCAAAUGAGAAAAACCGAGUUCCCAGAGCUGCCACAUCAAGAACUGAGAGAAUCUGGCCUGGAGGUGUUAUUCCUUACGUUAUUGGAGGCAACUUCACUGGCAGCCAGCGAGCCAUGUUCAAGCAGGCCAUGAGACACUGGGAAAAGCACAUGUGUGUGACUUUCAUUGAAAGAAGUGACGAAGGUUAUAUUGUAUUCACCUACAGGCCUUGUGGGUGCUGUUCCUAUGUGGGGCGAAGGGGAAAUGGACCUCAGGCAAUCUCCAUUGGCAAGAACUGUGAUAAAUUUGGAAUUGUUGUUCACGAGUUGGGUCAUGUGAUAGGCUUUUGGCACGAGCACACGCGGCCAGAUCGAGAUAACCAUGUAACCAUCAUAAGAGAAAACAUCCAGCCAGGUCAAGAGUACAAUUUUCUGAAGAUGGAACCCGGGGAAGUGAACUCACUUGGGGAAAGAUACGACUUUGACAGCAUCAUGCACUAUGCCAGGAACACCUUCUCAAGGGGGAUGUUUCUGGAUACGAUUCUCCCCUCCCGCGAUGAUAAUGGCAUACGUCCCGCCAUCGGUCAACGCACGCGUUUAAGUAAAGGAGAUAUUGCACAGGCAAGAAAGCUGUAUCGAUGUCCAGCAUGUGGUGAAACCCUACAGGAGUCCAAUGGCAACCUCUCCUCCCCAGGAUUCCCCAAUGGCUACCCUUCUUACACGCAUUGCGUCUGGAGAGUGUCUGUGACGCCAGGGGAGAAGAUUGUUUUAAAUUUCACCACGAUGGACUUAUACAAGAGCAGUCUGUGCUGGUAUGACUACAUUGAAGUGAGAGAUGGGUACUGGAGGAAGUCACCCCUCCUUGGUAGAUUCUGUGGGGACAAAGUGCCAGAAGUUCUCGCCUCUACAGACAGCAGGAUGUGGAUCGAGUUUCGUAGCAGCAGUAAUUGGGUAGGAAAAGGCUUUGCCGCUGUCUAUGAAGCCAUCUGUGGAGGUGAGAUACGGAAAAAUGAAGGGCAGAUUCAGUCUCCGAAUUACCCUGACGACUACAGACCCAUGAAGGAAUGCGUGUGGCGAAUAAUGGUGUCGGAGAGCUACCACGUGGGACUGACCUUUCAGGCUUUUGAGAUUGAAAGACAUGACAACUGUGCCUAUGACUACCUAGAGGUUCGAGAUGGAACCAGCAAAAACAGCCCUUUGAUAGGGCGUUUCUGUGGUUAUGAUAAGCCUGAAGACAUAAGAUCUACCUCCAACACCUUGUGGAUGAAGUUUGUUUCUGACGGAACUGUGAACAAGGCUGGGUUUGCCGCUAACUUCUUUAAAGAGGAAGACGAGUGCGCCAAAGCUGACCGAGGCGGCUGUGAGCAGCGGUGUCUGAACACCCUGGGCAGCUACCAGUGUGCCUGUGAGCCGGGCUACGAGCUGGGGCCGGACAGGAGGAGCUGUGAAGCUGCUUGUGGCGGACUUCUUACCAAGCUUAAUGGCACCAUCACCACCCCAGGAUGGCCCAAAGAGUAUCCUCCUAAUAAAAACUGUGUGUGGCAAGUGGUUGCACCAACCCAGUACAGAAUAUCUAUGAAGUUUGAGUUUUUUGAAUUGGAAGGCAAUGAAGUUUGCAAAUAUGAUUAUGUGGAGAUCUGGAGUGGGCUUUCCUCUGAGGCUAAGUUACACGGCAAGUUCUGUGGAGCUGAAGUGCCCGAAGUGAUCACGUCCCAGUUCAACAACAUGAGAAUCGAGUUCAAGUCUGAUAAUACUGUGUCCAAGAAGGGCUUCAAAGCACAUUUUUUCUCAGGUAUAAGCCUUCACGUGUUGUCUGUGGGUGUUACUGUGUUCCAAGUGGGUUGGGUACAGGGGGCUAAUCUUUAAAGCUUUCUGUAAGGCACAUAGGAUGGACGUUAUUCUGUGUUUCAUAAUUCUUUACUUAAAUGAGGGUAUUAAUAACAGGAUCCCUCAGGAAAUGUGGCCUGCCUCCAAUCAGA